Molecule: messenger RNA, 8251 nt
Organism: Dromaius novaehollandiae (emu)
Lineage: Eukaryota; Metazoa; Chordata; Aves; Casuariiformes; Dromaiidae
Gene: THAP4
Product: THAP domain containing 4
Exons: 6
Coding region: 137-1750 (537 amino acids)
Source: RefSeq, a predicted model, not a curated record
ACAGAAACCCCUUCCCCAAGGAAGAGGGGCAGCUGAGGUGACCUGGCUCCGCCAUCUUGUUGUACGGCUGGCCUCGGCCCCUGGGCUGGAAGGGGUGGGAGGGGGCUGGGGAGCGGGCCCGGCGGGGCGGCCGGAGAUGGUGAUCUGCUGCGCCGCCGUGAACUGCUCGAACCGGCAGGGGAAGGCGCACAGAGGCACCGUCUCCUUCCACAGAUUCCCUCUAAAGGACUCAAAACGUCUGAUUCAGUGGUUAAAAGCUGUUCAGAGAGACAACUGGACUCCCACCAAGUAUUCAUUUCUCUGCAGUGAGCAUUUCACCAAAGAUAGUUUUUCUAAACGGCUGGAAGACCAGCAUCGAUUACUUAAGCCCACUGCUGUCCCUACCAUCUUCCAGCUUGCAGAGAAAAAAGACGACAACCUGGAUUAUGUCAGAAGCAGAAGAAAAAUAGCAAGCCAGGUACCACUGCAGGAUGGAGACCAAUCAAGGGAAGGAGGCUGUGAGGUAGUUCAAAGAACCUCGUCUUCUGACCAGGACUUUAUGGUAAUGCAAGGGACUAAAGAGAUGGAGGAGGCAACUUUGCAAGCUGAAAUUGGGUCAAUAGCUGAGAAGGAAGAGAGUAUCUACAGCCAGCUGGAAGGCCCUCGGAGAAGGACGUUAGGGGAUAAUUUAACUGCAAAGCCAGGUCCUCAGAAAAAGCCUGAGAGAUCUUCUGUAGAAGAUUGUCCUAAAACCACCCGGAUAGGGAGCUGGAUGGCAGACAGAAGUGGCAUAUCGGUUGAUGACUUCACGCCUCCUGCGUCUGGUGCUUGCAAGUUCAUUGGCUCCCUCCACUCUUACAGCUUUUCCUCUAAGCAUACCAGAGAGAGGCCAUCUUUCCCGAAAGAGCAACUAGAAAGGAAAAGGCCAAAGAGAGAUGCGGAACCAAGCUGCAGCAGCAAUAUCAUGGGACAUGAUAAGACCUUAGCAGAAGGCUCCCCUACUUCAUCACUAACUGCAACCCCUCAGAAACCUUCCCAGAGUUUGUCAGCAUCCCCAGCAGACCUAACCCCUCAGCCUGCCACUGAGGCUGUCGUUGGGCAGAAGGGUGACACAGAUGCCAACCCCAUGUCAAUCAAUGAGGUCAUCAUGUCGGCCUCGGGAGCUUGCAAACUCAUUGACUCGCUCCACUCGUACUGUUUCUCCUCCAGGCAAAGCAAAAGUCAGGUGUGCUGCUUGCGUGAACAGGUAGAAAAGAAGAAUGGAGAGUUGAAACUUUUGAGGCAGAGGAUCAGUCGCUCUGAUAGUCAAGUCAGGAAGCUGAAAGAGAAGCUAGAUGAACUGAAGAGGAUCAGUUUCCCUUACUUGAACAGUCUGCUAUCACAGGACUGUGAGACGCCCCAGCUGAAUCCUGUGAUGGAGCCCCUCUCCUGGAUGCUGGGCACCUGGCUCUCAGAUCCGCCGGGAGAUGGGACCUUCCCUACAAUGAAGCCCUUUCAGUACCUGGAAGAAGUGCACAUCUCUCAUGUGGGGCAGCCCAUGCUGAACUUCUCGUUCAAUGCCUUCCAUCCAGACACGAGGAAGCCAAUGCACCGAGAAUGUGGAUUCAUCCGCCUCAAACCUGACACUAAUAAGGUGGCCUUCAUCAGUGCCCAGAACACAGGUCUUGUGGAGGUGGAGGAAGGGGAGGUGAAUGGACAGGAGUUGUCUAUAGCUUCUCACUCCAUAGCCAGGAUCUCCUUUGCCAAGAAGCCCCAUGUGGAGCAGGGGUGAGCACCUUGCAAAAGUGCUCUGUGUAUUCUGCUUUCCAUGGAGCAACCACAGCAGAACAACUCUGUGCUUAAUGAAAGAAUUCAAGGAGACGAACUACCAGUGAUGGACGAAGAUCGAGUCAGAGAUGAUUUGGGAGAACUUGACACAUACAAGUCCAUGGGACCCAAACAAGCUGCACCCAAGGGUGCUGAUGAGAGACUUGGCUGAUGUCCUGCAAAGGCUGCUCUCUGUCAUCCUUGAAAGUUCAUAGAGAUUGGGGGAGGUCCCCAAUCACUGCAGAAUGGCAAAUAUUGCACGCAUCUUCAGAAAAAGCCUGAAUGUCAACCCAGGGAACUGCAGGCUGGUCAGCCUCACUUCAGUCGCUGGAAAUUUCUGGGCACAUGAAGGAGAAAGUGACUGAAAACAGUCAGCAUGGAUUUAUCUUAGGUAACACAUGCAUCACUAAUCAGAUUGCCUUCUACAAUAAAAUGGCUAAAUUGGUGGACAAGGAGAGAGCUGUGGACUUCAUUUACCUUGAAUUCAGCACACUUUCAAUACUGUCUCCCACAGUACUCUUGUAUCCAAGCUGAGAUGUUAUGGUUUGGAUAGGUGGACGACUGGAUGGGAAGAAUAACUGAUUGGAUGGUCAGAAUCAGAAGGCUGCGGUUAAUGAGUCAUGUUUUACCUGGAGACUGGUUACAAGUGGAAUACCACAGAGGUUGAUCCUGGCACCUGUCCUGUGUGACAUCAUUAUCAAUGACAUAGAGGAGCCAACAGAGUGUACUCACAUAUCUGCAGAUGACACCAAGUAGGGGUGAACCAGGGCACGCAUACAGUCUAGGUCUAGGCUGCCAUCUAGAGAGACCUCGACAGGCUGGAGAAAUGGGCCAUCAGGAACCUCAUGAAAUUCAACAAGGAUGAAUGCCCAGUCCUGCCCCUGGGAAGGAAGAGCCCUGGCAAUGAUACAGUCUGGAGACUCCCUGGCUGGGGAGCAGCUCUGCUGGAAAGGUCCUGCACAUCUUGGUUGGACACAAGCUGAACGUGAGCGAGCAGUUUCCCUGGCAGCAGAGAAAGCCAACAGCAUCCUGGGCUGUAUGAACAGUAGCAUAGCUAGGUGAUCCCAGGGAAGUGAUUAUCCCCUUGUGUUCACCGCUUGUUAGAUCUCCUGUAGUGUAGUGUGCCCAGGUUUGGACUUCCCCAAUAAAAGAAAGACAUUGCUAAACAGCAGGAGGCCACCAAGAUGGCAGGGGGCUGCAGCACUUGCCUUGUGAAGAGGGGCUAACAAGCUGGAGUUGUUCAGCCUGGAGGAGAGAAGGCUUCAGGUACCUAAUAAUGGCUUGCCAGUACCUACGAAGGGUCAUAAGGAGGACAGAGCCAGGCUGUUCAGUGGUGUGUGGUGGGAGGAUGAGAGACAGUAACCUCUCAUUUCAAUUUAUGCCCAGACUGGAUAUUAGGAAAAAUUUUUCCCCACAAUGACAGUCAAUUAGUAGAGCAGCUUACCCAGUCUCCGUCCUUGGAGUUUUUCAAGACCUUAAGCAACCUGGUUUGACCUCAGAGCUAACCCUGCUUUGAGUAGGAUUUGGAUGAGGGACCUCCUGCGGUCCCUUCCAGCCUGAAUAAUCCUUUGAAAUGGAGCUCAUGAAGCACAGGUUUGUAGGGGACACAGCAUCUGGGGAGUUCUCCUGUUCCUCAGACACGAGAUCAUGGGAAGUAGAGACUCCUUGCAGUCUGCCCUGACCCAAGGUUCCCCUGGAGAGACUGCUGCUGUUUCUGUCAUUAGUAGAAACUUCUCAGUAUCGCAGAAUAGUUUGGGUUGGAAGGAACCUCUGAAGAUCAUCUGGUCCAACCCCUCUGCUGAACCAGGGUCAGCUCGAGCAGGUUGCCCAGAACCAUGUCCAAAUGGGUUUUGAAUAUCUCCAAGGAGGGAGACUCCACGACCUCUCUGGGCAACCUGUUCCGAUAUUCAACAACCCUCAUAAUGAAGAAAACUUGACAAAAUAAAUUCUUCUUGUUGCAUAUAGCCCACUGCCACCAGUGCAGUGCUCUUUUCUUGUGAAGCAGCUAACCUGUACCUCUCCCACAGCAGUAAGUACCAGAGGUGCUUCCUCUUUGCAGUGCUGUUUCGUAGGGCUUCAUGUUUUCUCACUCCUGUAUAAGUAGCAGCAGUCUCUACAUGUCUCAGGUGUUCAUGGUGCUUGCCCUUCUUGGGUACCAACAGCCACCCUUUGAAUCAAGCUCACUUUUAAGAGAACCAUCCCCUUUUUUUCCUUACUUGGUAGCAAUAAUGAUAUUGAUUCCGUUUGUUCUUUCAGCAUUCAGAUUUUGGUGUCUGACCGGCAGUGUUACUUAGGCAUCCACAUCAAGCCAGAGUUGGCACUUGCUGCAGUCCAUCUACAUGUGGUUGCUGUGGCUGCAAUAAAUCAUGUUUGGAGCAGGUUGCUGACCAGCAAGCUCAGUGCUUUGGCUGAGAGCACAGUAAACGUCCUAUCAGCAGCACUGCGGAACUGGUAUGGGCAAUGCUUCUAGGGCAGGGACAGGCAGUUAGUGUAAAUAUAUGAAUAAAAUAUAUGUAUGAAUGGUGCUGGAAAGUUGAUUUGGCCUCUCUGCAGAGAUACAGAAAGAAUGACUGAGCCACAAAACUGGGUGACCAGGCGCAACUCUAAGGAUGCAAACAGAUGAUUAUUGAAAUACGAAGGCCUAGUUAAGGUUUUGUCAAACCUUCCUUUCUUACCAUUUCCUGUUCACGUGCUGUGCUCAGACAUAUUGCUCAGGUUAUGUCAAAGCUGGAGGGAUCAGUUUAGCUUUAAAAAAAAAAAAAAAGGGGGGGGGUUUGUAAGCAAACAUCACCCUUAUUUUUUUUUUAAUUGCGUCUAUUCUAGUAUUCUUUUGCAAGGUGUUACGGCAUACAGAAUAUGGCCGAGGCCAAAGAUUUGGUAUGACUUGGUUAGCUCAAUAACAGAAGUGACCAUACUCAAAGUAAAGUAAUAAGUUGUCUGUCAGAGGAUCAUUGUUGUUCUUAGGAUUAGAGAAAGUUGGCAAAGCAGACACUUUUCACUGGGGAGGAGGAAGGCAAAAGAUCCAGGGUUUCAGCACAAUCACAGAAGAAAAAACUUCCUAUAGGGUUUAAUGAAGCCAUCUCCCUAUAUCAUGUUACACGUUCUCCUGGGAUCUGUGCCACUUUUGCACUGUAAAUAUUUGAUGAAGAAGGGAAGCAGCAGCUCCCUAAAGCUUCUAAAGGAAAUCUUUAGCAGCUAAAGAGAUGCAAGACAGGCACCUUUGGAAGUGCUAAAAGGAAGAGUUAAAGUGCAUUUACAGAUGGGGCUUAUUUGAGAGUCCCUCUUUUGCUGCUGUUGUAUAAGAUUGUUUUGAGGACAGAAUCCUUGCAUUUGAAGGAAUAUGUGUCGUGAUGUUGGAGAACAGUGACCCCUCUAUCCUCCUUCAAGGCUACCACUGAUUCACUACAGCAAUAAUUUCAUAGUCUUCAUGACACAACAUACUUGUAGAUAUUACCAAGUUACGUUACCUUUGUGUAAGGUCAUGUAGAUUUUAGACCAGGGAAAAGCAAAACUUCCAGUAACUAGGGGAAAUCUGCUUCCGCAAGCAUGUAUGCAGUGAUGUGCAUUCACUGUCGCUGUGCCAUGAAAGAGUUGCACUUAGCUUGCUUAGCUUCUCCUAAGGAGCAGAAGGAGAUGAUUGAUGAAACCUGAACAGUAGAAUUACAGACAAUAGCAAGUUGUUGAGGGUAGUAAUAGAGGGCAUCUUGCACUGUGUGAUUUUGAAUACUGGCUCACCAGAAAUGGCUAAAUGCCCUGUGCUUUUGUGUGGGGCUUCUUUCUUUCUCCAUAGAAAUUUCCUUGAGUACUGUUGUUUUGCCAGCACCUCCAAAUCCGUCUGGAGUUCUGUUAGUUAGUGCCCCGUGUUGCUAGGAAGCUUCCUGGAACGUUCCUUUGGCCAUAGUACCAGUUUCCUUUUAAGUUUCUACAAAGUGUCAUUCAUGCAUGAUAGUAACUUUUCAUUUUGCUUUGAGUAGCUUCACUGUGUAUGUGCCUGUCCUGGUCCUUUGAUCUUGGGCCCAUGGUCACCCAAGGGGAGUGUGAAGCCAGACAGACCCAUUCACCCUGUGCCCAAAGUUCUAAUGCUGCCUCUGCAUAACUCUUUCUUAAGUGUUUAGAGCUAUUUUUGUAUCCCCUUACAUUAGACUCUAAUUUGGAUAAGCCAGAAGCGCCAGUGAGGCUGUAGAGCAGCUGGCCCAUGCUUACAGGGAAAGCACAAGAAGUAUCUCUCGUAGACAUCUUGUGUGGCAGCCAGUGCAGCAGUGGUUCAGGUAUGUUAUGUGCCUGUGGUGCAGCCUGUUCCACAGGAGCCAGUUACUCUGGGUAUUACCAGGGAGCUUGUGUAUUUUGCAUAAGCUGAGACUUGACAGAGCACUGAGCCCAGUGGGAAGAGCUUCCAUUUGCAGAGUCAGCAUUGGGCAGGAUGCCACAAAACGACCCACUCUGCGGAUAAAGAUCCCAGCUAUGUUGCCUUGUUUGAUCCCAUCAGUCACACGUCUUUUCCAGCUCUGACUUCCACAGUUCUGGGACAUUAGAUCAUCCUGUCUGUUCCCUUCAUGGUCAUGAUUUCCUCCCUUGCUGUUUCAUUUUUGGUCAUGAGAUCAGAAAAGUUUGUGUCCACUAUUCAUUGCUACUAGUGGUAAUAGAUCAGAAUGGGCCAUUCAGAAACCUGAGCUGAAUAAUUUCAAUACCAGUGCUAAAGAUAAGUGUGUUUUAUAUUCUUUUGAUUUGUCUUUUCCUUCUUGGAGUGUUUGAGCAACGCUAUCAUGCAUUACUAGAAAAAAUCAGCAAAUACUGCUGAAACCAUCAUUUGUGUAUGACUCUGUGCUUGCUGUUACGCCCACAGACCUCAGAAUGGCCAUGCAUCCUCAGCAGCUCUGUCAUAGAUUCACUCUCAGUUGGCAAUGAACUCCUGACAACUACUGGAAACGCAAGCUGAACUCCAGCUGUAGCCAGAUUCAGGUGAAUUAGCUGAGGAUGGCUUGAGAAGGACAAGAUGCCCCGAAAUGAACAGGAGUGUGGAUUGUGUGUUUGGCAGGAACCUGCUAGUGAAAUGAAACAGGAUGUGUUGGAUUUUGGUACUGAGGGAGGAUGCACUGUGUGUGUGUAGCAAGGGUAGUGGCAGUGGACAGGACACUGUUCCAGAGCAUGUUGACUGGCAUGGACAUGCCCUUGAGUGACCUUCACUGAAAGUAAUAUUUUUGCAAAAGCUUCUCUUUCCUUCCUUCCGUUCACUGUUUAAGUGACUGCAAAUUACUUGUACUUGGCAGGUUAUCAGUUUAGGCUCCUGCUGUCCCCAAGACUUUGUUUCUAUUUAUCCUUGGGAUUGUGUUCACAGUGGGAAGCAGCAGAUGGAAUCAAGCAACAUAAACAGCUCUUUUGGAUGAUGUGCAGCAAAUCUGCACUGAAAUAAUUUGAAGGCCAAACUGCUAAGUGUGUGGAGAUGUGUUCUUACAGCAGUGGCCACUCAGGGAGGUGCUGUGGACUCAUAUAAAUGAUUAUUAUAUGGUCAUUCUCUACAGGGCCUCACAGCUGGAGCAGACACUUGUUAAGAAUGUUGUUUUGAAACAAGAGCUGAGGUGUAUAAAUGAUGGGCCUGCUUUUCUGUUUUCUCUCAUGGCAAGCUAAGAGCAGAUUUAUAAUGUGUGCUAAACCCAGGACUGAACACCAUGAACUCUUUGCUGAUCUCUUCUCUAUCCUGGAAGCUGUUAAAACCGGGGUUCAGGCAUCCACUUGCACAGGUCAUAAGUUUUUUCAACUCAACAGGGCAGCCAUGUGUCCUCUCUCUUGAGUUUCUUGUGCAAUUUAAAUAGGCUUGCAGCCUGCCCAGGUGGAGGGACAAGGAAGCUGUUGCUUGUAGACCCUGUGCCUCCAGAUGGAUGGCAGUGCUCUUUGCUGCUGCCACUGGGCUGAAACCCCUGCUGGUCUACAGGCACAACAGCAGAGGCUCAGCAGGCUCAAGCCCAGUCUUACCAUAUCGUGAAACCAAAGCCUUAUUCUGGCGUAGCUUGGUGACUUGGAGAGAGCAUUGGUGGUUUUGAAGGCCACCUUGAAAAUCUUGUCCAGUACAGGGCAUCUUCCUGAGCCUCUAGCUGGUCCUGAUAGACUCAUUCAGCUUAGAUGUUAGCAUGUCUGUACUGAGGUGACUGCAGCAAUAGUACCAGGACCUUUCCUCUCCUGACACAGCCUGCAUGGCACCAGGCAUAAAACUUCACUAACUGAUUUGCAGUCACAGCUGUUAAUGUGUUUAAUGCAGAGACCUGCCAUUUGGCUACUCCACAAAACCUUCUCACUAAAAUCACUCAUCACCCCUAGAGAAAAUGUCAAUUCGGGAAUAGAAUGUCAAAAUAAUGCAGGGAGCUCUACUGUUUUUUGUUUUUGUUUUUUUAAGUUAAAAAUGCUUAAAUCUAAGUGAAGAUACUGGGAGAUUUUUCAGGCCUUCCCACCAAUAUGCUGCAGUUCCCAAACC